AUGAAGAACCAUCCCAAUCAACCUGGUCAGCCAGAGCCGACAUGCACAGUGGAAAAGCAUUCUACAAUGUCGCCUCUGCCUCAAGAUUCUUCUAUUCAUGGACCUGCUGGCGUGACCCCGUUCAGUAUUGAACAUGGCGAACAGCCAAAUGAGGCUUUUGAGGACCUUAAACGACGCGUCGACGCCCUUUGGAACCGAACAAACGGCGCAGGUGAAAAGGCAUCGGGACCUGCAGUACCAGAACCUUCCAAAGACAAGUCUCCCAUCUCCAUUAACACAGAGGAAAUUACACCGCACCGCACACCCGCACCCAAGUUCACAUACGAAGCCUACAUCCUCCGGCCCUGUGCCUCCAGUCUUCCCAACAGCCUCAACUGGAGCUACAAGAUCGAGCGUCUACACCUCGACGAGGCAGCUCUGGAAGCACACGUCACCAAACUAGGGCCAGACUUUGAUAUUCUCGGCGCAGUGGGCGCACUGCUUCCAGAGCAAAUUUGCCUCAUCCAAGAGGGCAUCAAGCGGCCCUUUGAACGCCUCGUGGUGGUCCAGUUUGGUGCAGCUUUGGAUUUGGUCACGCUGAUGGGCACGUUUCGCGUCAAACCUGUCAUCUUUGUCAUUCGCAGCUUGGCUUCCGAGUCGCCUGUACCAGUAGUUGCUGGCUUCGGUAGGGAGCAGAAUACAGUGUGCAAGUCGGCGGGUGCUGGAACUCGCUGUGGCAUCCCAGAACAUGGCCUGUACCCGCUUCUAAAGGCCUCCGAUGGGAGUGUAAGCCAGUUCAUGACAAUCACACCUGAGCUGGGUUGCAAGUCCGCGCUGGGUAGCGUGUCCUUUGAAGAGGCUCGAGUUGCGGACUAUGCAGCCCGUCGCAAAUAUGCAGAGUGCAGCUGUCUCGUCUUCCCGGCAGAGGAUGUGUCUUUGGGGUUUGACGGACAUGUGGCUGUGGGCGGACGUGGUCCCUUUUUCAAUGUGUGUAGUUCAGCUGGGUUUGGGCAUGGAGCUCAGUCUGCCACUGAUGUACGUCGUGGUUUCGCAGAUUCGACAGGAAGUCUCUUUGGCGCUGUCCCAUCGCCUGGAAAUGCGUUCUCGGGAGGUCGAUAUCCAAAUGGCGGGCGCUUUGAUACGUCUUCAAUAAAUCACAGCCCACUGGGAACCGGUCAACUGGCAGGAGAGAGUCCCAGGGGAACGAUUUCGUUGAUCCCUCGUCAGUCACAACUCGCUCCUGGUCACACUCUCUCCAGAGAGCCUCCACACAACAGCGACAUCUCUCCUAGUUCCAAUUCCCAUAACACUCACGCACCUCCCCAAGGUCUAACCGGAGCUCUAUCAACCCCACCACCACACAUCCAUCCAUUCCCUCCACCAUUCAUUAUACACCCCGCAACCAACCAGAACAUCUUCAACACUCCACCAACUGGAUCAUCAAGCGACACCCAGUCUUCGCAUAUCCCGAAUCCCUCAACUCCCUUCGACUAA
This is a messenger RNA of Plenodomus lingam JN3, 1473 nucleotides long. Lineage: Eukaryota; Fungi; Ascomycota; Dothideomycetes; Pleosporales; Leptosphaeriaceae. The record is from RefSeq and is a predicted model, not a curated record.